Messenger RNA from Cooperia oncophora, 426 nucleotides. The record is from the annotation of a GenBank genome assembly. NCBI's taxonomy places the organism in Eukaryota, Metazoa, Nematoda, Chromadorea, Rhabditida, Trichostrongylidae.
AUGUCACGAACAUUUCUACUCUUCACACUCGCAAUCGUCUGUGCCGUUGACGCCCGAAUGAGGCGGCAAACGUCGUCGGAAGAAGAGGAAGAUGGACCCGGAACUAUGGCAGUGACCAACUGGGAUCCGACGAUUCGGGAUCGUUACGAUAGUUGUAACUCGAUUGCAACUUUUGCUCCUACUCCUGAGCAGUACUGCAAGGCUUUCGUUAUGUGCUGUUCAAUGCAGUUCGAUCCUAACAAUGGCGACAAGUGCCAGACGAACGAGCAACGGUGCAUUCCUCAGGAGGAUGGAAGUUAUGACGCCGUAUGUAUACAACGUAAUUGUACUGAGUUGGUCACCACCACUACCACUACGACAACGACGCCUGAACCGAUCGUAGUCGAGGAGCAAAUGAGCAGCUCUGGUAAUCUGCCUGGCGAUUAA